Messenger RNA from Ectocarpus sp. CCAP 1310/34, 5734 nucleotides. NCBI's taxonomy places the organism in Eukaryota, Phaeophyceae, Ectocarpales, Ectocarpaceae. The record is from the annotation of a GenBank genome assembly.
AUGAGUGGGCUCAUUGAGCAGCUGGGUACUCUGAGAGCUGUCGGUGUCGAUGGGGACGAGAGGCAACUGCAGCUCCUGCUUCGAACGGCGGGAUACAACGUCGAACGUGCAAUAAACCGGCCAUAUACUGUACCAGUCAAGAAGUCCGUCAACGAGUCUAACCCAUGGGUAAACUAUUUACUACUCUUUGCUGCCUGUGAAUUGGCUGCCGUGCCCGCGUCUUUGCACCCACAAAGCUAUUUUGAGUCAGGACUACCUGGACCACCUCGUGGUACAUGUCAGGAAUCCACCACACCUACUCCAUCACCACCCACUGCGGGUGUCGCCCCCGCGCCCCCACGCCCGAGUCGGGGGACUCCGAACAACUCAACCAGCCAAGGACUGCCGAGGAAGGAUAAGGAUGCCGUGGGCCGCAGCCCGGCUAGUGAUGCUGGUCGGCUGCAUGCGACUCCAGCAGGAAAGCCUGCAGCACGCAACAAGGAAGCGGGGUGGCCGAAGCUAGUGGGGCAGCGCUGGGUGACCGGGUACACAAUCAGCAAGGGAAGCAUGAAAUACAGAGAACAAGUCACAAUCAUCAGCGAAGGAUCAGGGUUAUCAUCGCGUUCGUCGCCUCCGGCACAGGGUAAGGGUAAUAAGGGAAGAGGAGCGGGAAGGGGGGGAGGGGUGCAAGCAAAUGUGUGGGCGGGGCGCGGGGCUGGCAGAGGCGGCGGCGGCGGCGGCGGCGGCGGCGGGAGGUUCGGGAGGCCGAAGGCAUCGUCUGCGGGCGCGAUGUCAAACAUCCUGUUUCGGGGAUCGACAGGGAGAGUCGAAGGGAGGCUUCCGCGAGAGGUGUGUGCGUUCCUGGCCCCGUUGCUGCAGGAGGGUUUGGCAAAGGCCCACGCCGAGGCGGUGUGCGAUUUGCCGGGCCUGGGAAAGUUCGCGGAGGUGCCGCUCAUGCUGUCCAUCGAGAUCGAGGAGGGGCUGUUCGCCUUGGACCCCGACGAGGAGCUUUAUCGCAGCGCGUACUGCCUCCUGCAGUUCGCCCACACAGGUCACAUCGAGCAAGAACAACCGAAGAGUCAGCAGGCUGCUGCUGCUGCUGCCGAGAAAGGCAAGGCCGACCACCAGCAGGCCGAGAGGACGUUAGCCAAGGAGGAGCGGAACGAGGUAGAGCAGGAGCAGGAGGAGGAAGAGGAGGUCCGAGAGGAGGACCUCAAGGAGCUCUACAACGACGAGACCCAGCUGUGCGAGAUGCCGGAGGCCCGGGACCCGAGGCUUUUCGUGGACGGGCUGGCCCUCCGGCGGUACCAGCGGCAGGCGCUGGCGUGGAUGAUCCAGCGCGAGAAGAAGCGGUACGUGACCGAGGAGGACUGCACGGGACUGUCAACGGUGACGGCGGCGGCCGCCGCCGCCGAUGCAGGGGAAGGCGCGGUGGAGAUGGAGAGCGGCGGCGGCGACGGCGACGUCGCCAUCAGGGACGGGCGCGUUCGCGUGGCGUCUUGGGGGGGGGCUUCGUCGGUCAACACGAAACAGGGGGGGUCGGCCGACUGCGGCGGGGGGCCCGGGGUAGCGAUGCACCCGCUGUGGGAGCGGCGAGCGGCGGCUUCGAUCGCUUCGAUCGUGGUCCGGAAGGAGGCCUCUGGAGACAGUCUCGACCUUUUCGGCGACAGUGGUAUGGAUGAUGGUGAUGAUGGUGAUAAUGCCAGAAGUGGGGAGGAGAAGGGGACCCCGCAGCUGGUGCUGUCGCAACCCGAGGCCUUCUUCGUGAACGUUUACUCCAGGCGGUUCCAGAGGGAGUUCCCGCCCGCGUCGCUGGGAUGUCGCGGAGGGAUUCUCGCCGACGAGAUGGGGAUGGGCAAGACCGUCAUGCUGCUCUCGCUCAUCCUGUCGGACAAAGAGCGGCGACAGGAAGGCGGUGGUGGCAGCAACGGGGUUGGGGACGGCGGGGAAGAGGAGGACGGCGAGAAGGGUCAAGAGGAGGGCGAGGGACCCGCGACAGUCGGCCGCGACAGCAGCCUCGUGGUCUGCUUGGACGACGACGACGACGGCGACUCGGCUAGCGCAGCAGAGCACGACUUCAACGGCAAGCCAAAGCUCGGGAGCGGUGGUCCCGGGGGCCUUAACGCCGCCGUGUCGUCACCGGAAGACGCACUCGCCAUCGCCGACUUGCCCUCGCGUGGGAAGAGGCGCUCGCCCGCAGUCACGGAGGCGGUGCCCUCUUUGGCGGGGUCCGUUGCCGCUGGGACGAAACGGCGGCGUGCCGCCGCCGCCGCCGUGCGCCUCGAUGUCAGUAGCGGUGACGACGGAGGCGGCAGCAGCGACGGUGAGAGCGACUUCAUGCUUACCCCGGAGAGCAGCGACGGCGGCGGCAGCGGCAGCGACGGUGACUCUGAAUUCGAGCCCACCGCCGGCAAGGGAAAGUCUCGCGCCGUCGCCGCGAACGGCGGUCCGUCAAAGCGUCGCCGAGGCGAGACCGGCAAACGCGUCGGGGCUAACGGUAAGGGGUGCUCGGGCGGAGGGCGCUGGGGCGGGGGCAAGGCCGGGUUCGACCCCUCCGCUCUCCUCCUCGAUCCCUACGCUGUCGGGGCUCAGGAGAGCAAUGGCGGUGAGCGAGUGGCGAGCGGUCGCGGUGCGGGGAAGGGAGGGGGAACGCUGGUCGUGUGCCCCUUGUCAUUGAUCGGGCAGUGGAGGGGGGAGCUGGAGAGCAAAACGCGGAAAGGGGCCAUCAGCGUGGGGUUUCACUACGGAGCGGGUAGAAGCAGGCGAGUCCACGCGAGAGCUGUGCCGAAAGGACGUGGUCCUGACGACGUACGGGGUGCUCUCGAGCGAAAUGGCCAAGCACGAGGCCGACGCGACUGCCAGAGAAUCCACCGCACUGGCAACAACGGAAGGAGGAGGAGGAGGAGGGGGAGGAAGUGCAACACCGGCAGGUGCGGGGCCGCCAAGCGCAUAGAUAAGCUCGGAUUGAUCGGCGGAGUGCCGGGAAGGGGAGAGCAAUAUCUUAGGCGUCGUGCCUACCAGGGUGUGGGGGGACUCCUAGGGGUGCGUUGGAGCCGCGUCAUCUUAGACGAAGCGCACUCUAUCCGCAAUACCAACACAGAGCAGUCCCGAGCUUGCCUUCGGCUGGAGGCUGACCAGAGGUGGGCGGUCACAGGGACUCCCAUCCAGAACAGCCUCGACGACAUGGCCGCCCUCCUGGCGUUCUUACGGCACGAGCCUUGGAGCGACCGCGGCUGGUGGAGGAAGGUCAUCUCCGACCCAUACAAGGAUGGCGACGCGGAAGCGCUUCGUCGGCUGAAAACCGUGCUUGCUCCAAUCCUGCUUCGUAGGACCAAGAGCACGCUCGACUCUCGCGGGCGUCCGAUCGUGGAGCUGCCCCCCAAGACGGUGGAGAUCGUGCGGCUACAGCUUUCUGCCGAGGAGAGGGAGUUUUACGAGGCCCUCAAGAAGCGCUCUAAGAUCGAGUUCGAAGGAUACGUGGCGGCUGGAACCGUCAUGAAGUCUUACAUCGCGAUCCUCACGCUUCUCCUAAGGCUGAGGCAGGCGAGUAGUUUGCCUGCUAUGCACAAGCAAGCCAGCCGGCUGCUGGCGUGCAACCACCCUUUUCUCGUUCUCGGGAAAGGAUUUUCGAUGGCGCCGUCGUCGGCAUCGUCCGCGGUGCCCCCGGGUGCCCGGCGGAAUCAGCUAGGGUCUGCUUGUGCCGCUGGUGCCGCUGGUGCAGCUGCGGCCGUCAACAACGAGUCGGAAACCCUGUUUGAGAGAGGCGUCGUCGAGGGAGGGGACGGAGGGAAAUCACCCCCGCACUACGUGCAGGAGCUUUACCGCCGCUACAGGGAGCGGGUCGCCGGGGACAAUGACGGGAGGAAGGAGGGGGGUGACAUGGAAGAAACGGAGGGGGUCGGGGGGACGGGCGGGUCGGGCGGGCUUCCAAGCCAAGGCGGUGGGGUGGGAAGCCUGGCGUUUGUCGACAGCGUCGUCGAUCAGCUACGGGAGGAUGGAGAAAUGGCGAAAGAGGAGUGCCCCGUGUGCCUCGAGGAGCCCAUGUCCUCGCCCGCUCUCACGCCGUGCGCGCACCUGAUAUGCUUGCAUUGCCUGCGAGACUGUCUGCGGAGAGAAGCUUGCUGCCCGGUUUGCCGGUCGCCAAUGACGACCGCAGACAUCAUUGAAGUGUCCGCCUCUCAACCGACGGGAAAAGCCGUAGCCGCCCCCCGCAAGCCCCCACCUCCGACUCCUUCGAAAGGAGCGGCGGCCACAGGCAGCAGCAACAGCGGCAGAAACGGCGGAGCGGGAGCGCGGGCAAAGCCGGCACCACGCGGCACCGGCGGUGGCGGCGGCGGGGGAUGGAUUGGGAGCACCAAGCUAGCAAGAUUGGAGCUUGAGCUGCGAGAGAUGCGAAAGAAGACACCCGGCGCUAAGGCCGUCGUGUUCUCUCAGUGGACUCACAUGUUGGAUCUUGCCGAGGCUAGCAUUGCCAGGGGAGGGUGGACGUUCCGAAGGCUGGACGGAGCCAUGUCCCAACAACAGCGGGAGUCCGCUCUCAAGGGCUUCGCGACGGACGAGAGUGUCACCGUGAUGCUGGUCUCGCUCAAGGCCGGUGGUGUCGGCCUCAACCUGACGGCAGCAUCGACGGUCAUCCUCCUCGACCCUUGGUGGAAUCCGGCGGUCGAAGAGCAAGCGAUCGACCGAAUCCACCGCCUGGGCCAGCUGAAUGAAGUCAGCGUCAAGCGGUUUGUCGUGUCGGGAACCGUCGAGGACAAAAUGCUCGCGCUUCAGGAAGUUAAGGGCAGAAUGGCCAAGAACGCCCUCGCCGCUGGGUCCGCGAACGAGAGCCAAAAGCUCAGAGUCGAGGACCUCAUACAGUUCUUCAAGUGAUGGGUCUGCUGCAGGACUGCUCAAAGAGCUACACAGCAGUAGUAGAGUCGACCACCCAUCCCCCCACCCCCAAGUAUGCCAAUUUGCCCCCGGUACCCUACGAUCAUGCCCUCGUGGGAGGACAGAAGAGGUAACACAAUAGAUUGCAGUAGAACAGUCCCGUCCGUUUGUGGAAUUUUGUUUCGGGGGGCGGCCUGUUCGAGGAAUCCACGCCACAGCACACGUGCCCAUGCAUGUCUUUUAGCCUCUUGCGGUUGGGUCGUUGUGGUCAAGAGAUGAAAGGGUUUCGAACGAGGCGUGGGCAGAAGGGGCCGACAGAUAGUCGAGGCUACCUUCCGGACCUGUUGUUUUCAAUUGUUGGGUAGUUGCUCUAUAUCGAGACCAGCGAGGGCAGAGGCAUCAGUCGACCUUGAGUUUGUGCGAUUGCUGGGAUGGUUGCACGUGGGAUUUGAUUUGAAGACUGCUAGCCGCCUCCUUGGGAAACCCCGGUUGGUUUCGCAAGGAAACGAGUUGGGAUCGUGUUGACUUCAAAGCAUUUUUGAAUUUUAUUUUUAAUGUCCACUCUGUUCCUCCUCCUGGGUUUCUCUUCGGUAAGGUGCCAUGAGAGAGAUAUAUCCCUACCGCCGGUUUGCUUGGCGCGUGCUGUUGAACCCAAAGACAGAGUAUUGAGAGCCUGGGAGAGGGGGGGUGUUGAGUCAAGUGCCCGAGGAGAGAUCGAAGCAGAGAGUUAAAACCGUAGGCGUGUGUGUGCCACCGUAGUUGACUUCCCUCGCCCCUCAUCCCUUCAUUCCUCGAUACGGAAUGUGUACGUGCGGGAAGACACCGGGGCGUAUCGACACGGCAGACCGUCUGCAGCGGCAAUCAUCGUGCUGGUACGGCGUUG